Yamadazyma jaroonii is the source of this 978-nucleotide messenger RNA. NCBI's taxonomy places the organism in Eukaryota, Fungi, Ascomycota, Pichiomycetes, Serinales, Debaryomycetaceae. The record is from the annotation of a GenBank genome assembly.
AUGACAUUUACUGAAUUACCUGUAGAAUUGAUUUAUAGAACUUUGAGUUUUCUUUCAGACCUGGAGUUGAAGGAAUUGUCUGUUGAUUUCAAACCAGUCAAUGAUUUAGUCCACAAGACUUUAUAUUAUGAUGAUUUCGAAUCCAGUGAACUGCUACUGAAGUUCUUGGAAGACACAAACUUCUCCCCCAAUCAUCUAGUUGUUUCGUCAGCUGACCAACUCAAACAAUUGCCAUAUCUGAAGUUCAAAUAUUUGUCAGUAGAAAAUGUAGAUGCACCACUUCCUAACUUCAAUUAUAAAAGUUUGUAUUUGAAUCAAGCUAGGGAUAUACAACAGUUAUCAGUAGAGAAACUUAUAGUGGAUGGGGUACCACCAACAAAUCAUAAUGUGAAAUCACUUGAAAUUCAUAAUCAUGUCAUCUCAAAGCAAGAAUUAUCUCGAUUUCCUUAUCUUGAACAACUUACCCUUGUGAAUUCUUUUACAGAACAGCUUGACACCAAUGUAAACCUUGAUUUGAAAUCUUUGGUCAUCAAUGAUUAUAACACAGGAGAUCUUUCACAUUUUCCAUUGAAGAAUCUUGAGAUUUACAAUGUCAAUUCCCUUGAUAAUCUUCCCCCCACAUUAGAAUCAUUAACCAUAGGUGAUGGUAAGUAUUUGAAGAAUUUAAAGCCAAUAAAGUCACUUCAACUCAAAAAAUUAAAGCUCAUGAUGUUUUCAUUAUGUAACAUCGGUGAAUUCUAUCGAACGGAGUUACCAGAAAGUCUUGAAGAAUUAGAAAUAGAGUUUGUUCAAGAGUUUUAUGACAUUUAUAAUCUUAUAAACGAUAUCCCAUUACCAAAGAAUUUGAAGAAAUUAAUCAUUACAGGUGAUGAUUUGUCCAUACAUAGGAAAUUCCCUUCAUCAUUGGAAUAUCUUGAAUUUAAUGGAAUUUUUAAAUAUUCUCCAACUUCAGACAUUCCUGUUAUAAUAAAUUCAUAA